Drosophila takahashii is the source of this 1980-nucleotide messenger RNA. RefSeq names its product sodium-dependent nutrient amino acid transporter 1. The record is from RefSeq and is a predicted model, not a curated record. Gene Ontology annotation, cellular component: plasma membrane. Gene Ontology annotation, molecular function: L-amino acid transmembrane transporter activity. Gene Ontology annotation, biological process: sodium ion transmembrane transport. NCBI's taxonomy places the organism in Eukaryota, Metazoa, Arthropoda, Insecta, Diptera, Drosophilidae.
GCAGCUUGUUAAGAACGGUUGACAGUCCAGUCUUUAAGAAAUCCCGCCAGUAUCUAAUCCGAAAUUAUGGAUGAUGCUGCAGAAUAUCAAAAACUACGCCGAAACAUGGAGGGAGCACAAGGAUCGAGGACAGGACAGCCAGGAUCUAACGAUGGCAUUAGUACUGUAGUCUACAGUGCGGAGGGAGAAGAACUCACCAUCACCUGUGAGGCGGAGUCGGAAUCAUCUGGCCAGCGAGAUCAGUGGAGCAAGGGAGUGGAGUUUCUUUUCUCCUGCAUCGCUUUAUCUGUGGGCCUUGGAAAUGUCUGGCGAUUUCCCUUCAUUGCUCUUGAAAAUGGUGGAGGCGCCUUCUUAAUACCCUAUGUGAUAGUGCUCCUGUUAAUUGGCCGACCUGUUUACUAUCUCGAAGUGAUAAUUGGUCAGUUCUCAAGUCGUGGCUGCAUCAAGGCUUUUGAUAUGGCGCCUAUUAUGAAGGGCAUUGCCUAUGGUCAGGUGUAUUCCACCGCCUUGGCUACUACCUACUAUGCCUGCAUUAUGGCAUUGACCAUCAGAUAUUUGGUGGCCAGUUUUAGUGAGGAAUUGCCUUGGACUUAUUGUCUGGUUGAAUGGGGCAGCAGUUGUGUGGCCACAGGAGCUUCGGCGGCCAAUGAUACAUCUAUUGUGCAGGGUAUAUCAUCCGCAGAACUGUUCUUCACGCAAACGGUUCUCAGGGAACCUGAAACCUUGGAGGAUGGUGGCCUGGGAACUCCCAGCUGGGACUUGGUCUUGUGCCUCUUGGCCACCUGGGUGAUCAUCGGCACGGUUUUGUCCAAGGGCAUUCGCAGCUCUGGCAAAGCUUCAUAUUUCUUGGCCCUGUUUCCCUAUGUGAUCAUGUUCGUCCUGCUGAUCCGAGCGGUUACUUUGCCGGGAGCCUGGCGGGGAAUCGUUUACUUCUUAAAACCCCAAUGGGGUCAGCUUUUGAAUCCACAUGUGUGGUAUGCGGCCAUCACCCAGAUGUUCUUUUCGCUGGCCAUCUGCUUUGGCACCCUGGUCAUGUACGCCUCCUUCAAUGAUUUCAACAAGAAUGUGCACAAGGAUGUAAUCAUCAUCACCACCAUCGAUUCCCUAACAUCCAUCUUGGCUGGUUGCAUUAUCUUUGGAAUUCUGGGCAACUUGGCUCAUGAGACCAACACUACGGAUAUUUCCCAGGUGGUCAAGGGUGGAGCUGGUCUGGCCUUCAUUUCCUAUCCCGAGGCCAUUGCCAAGUUCAAGUAUCUGCCGCAAUUGUUCGCCGUUCUGUUCUUCUUCAUGCUGCUGGUUUUGGGAAUAGGAUCGAAUAUUGGAAUGGCCAGUUCGGUGGUGAAUGUGGUCAAGGAUCGUUUCACCCACUUGCCACAUUGGCUGCUCGCUGUGGGUGCAUCCAUAAUUGGCUUUCUGUGCGGCUUGGUUUACAUGACACCGGGUGGACAAUUUAUACUGAACCUUGUGGACUUUUAUGGCUGCACCUUUAUAGCCCUUGUCUUGGCCAUUGCGGAAUUACUGGCUGUGGGUUGGAUUUACGGUGUGAAGCGCAUCUGCAGUGACAUUGAAUUUAUGCUGAAUGUCAAGACCAGCUUCUACUGGCGCAUUUGCUGGGCCAUUGUGGCACCCGGGUUAAUGUUUCUGGUCCUGGUCUACAUGCUUUUCAGCUACGAACCUCUGACCUACAGGGGAGUUCAGUACCCACCGGCUUACUAUAUGGCCGGUUGGAUUAUCUGGGGCCUGGGCGUUCUGCAGUUGCCCUUCUGGGCUUUGGUCACAAUUUUCCAGCAGCCCGGCAAGACUUUAGGCAGUAAACUGAGAAUGGCCAUGCAACCCACUGCCAAUUGGGGUCCAUUGCAAACUCAAAAGUUCGAGGCCUACAUUCUUCACCGAAAACGUGAGGCAGAUUUUAAGAGUCCACGCGGCGGCUACUUAUUCGACAAUAUCUUUGGAUAAAACUCAAUUUUUGUUUAAUUUUAA